AUAAGUAAAAAAAGAAUCGACACCCAUCCCAUGUGAGUUGCCAAACAAAGACCCAAAACCAAAUACUUCUCUCCCACCGCCAAACUGAUUCAUUUCAACAAAUAAAUAAAUAAUAGUAUAAUACGGAGUAAUAAAAUACAAAAGAGAAAUAAAAAAGAUGGGCGAUUCGAAUAAAAGUACGAAAUCAAAAAUUGAUGAAGCUAGAGAUUGGAUUGUUGAACAUAAGCUUCGCUCCGUUGGAUGUUUAUGGUUAAGUGGUCUUGCUGGAUCAAUUGCAUAUAAUUGGUCUCAGCCUGGAAUGAAAACCAGCGUCAGGAUUAUUCACGCUAGGUUGCAUGCGCAGGCUCUAACACUGGCUGCAUUAGCGGGGGCUGGAUUAGUUGAGUACUAUGAUCAUAAAUCUGGUGCAAAGACAGAACGAUAUGCCAAGUUCCUUGAUGUCAACCCUCACAAGGAAUAAGUUUUAGUUUAAUCUGCACCUGUUGAAGUACUUGUCAAAUCGAUACCAUAAAACGUUUAAUGGUUUUGCAUAAUGCUAAUUUGCAUUUCGCUUCAUGGUAGCUUAGUGUUAUCAAAGCUGCAAAUAUUGCACAUGGAAUUUUGCUUCACUAAAUGUUUGUUGACAGAAAUCGUAUAUGCCAUUUUAUUUCUUUAUUGUUAUGAUA
Erigeron canadensis is the source of this 665-nucleotide messenger RNA. RefSeq lists its product as uncharacterized. The record is from RefSeq and is a predicted model, not a curated record. Gene Ontology annotation, biological process: mitochondrial respiratory chain complex IV assembly. Gene Ontology annotation, cellular component: mitochondrial inner membrane. The transcript has 3 exons. Bases 158 to 460 code for a protein of 100 amino acids. NCBI's taxonomy places the organism in Eukaryota, Viridiplantae, Streptophyta, Magnoliopsida, Asterales, Asteraceae.